Messenger RNA from Lichtheimia ornata, 771 nucleotides. RefSeq lists its product as uncharacterized. Gene Ontology annotation, cellular component: nucleus. The record is from RefSeq and is a predicted model, not a curated record. Bases 1 to 771 code for a protein of 256 amino acids. Lineage: Eukaryota; Fungi; Mucoromycota; Mucoromycetes; Mucorales; Lichtheimiaceae. The transcript has 4 exons.
AUGAGGACGACGGCAUUUCAUUUCCUUGACAACCUUUUCCAAAGCGUGGCUUUUCGAAUUCAGCUUCCUGCUGCUGUCUAUUUUUCCUUUCUCUUCUUGAUCGAUCACACACCUCAUGGCAAGUAUACAAUUCAACUCGACGACCACCAUGCUGACUGGAUUGGUAUACAGCCAGGCAACAAAAAGCACACUUUGAAGAAUAUCAAGAAUCGCGAUGCAGUGCAUCCUUAUUCGCGAAAGGCACAGCAACUGCAACGAGUGAUCAUGAGGAAGAACAAGCUUACACAGAAAAAGGGCGAUCGCACAGCUACGAAUAGCCGAGUUGAAAGAUGGUUAUGGUUUCGAUAUGCACUUGACGAGUCGAUCCAGUGUGCCACCAAACAACAAAUCCAUGAUCUCAUUGAAAUGUAUAUCGAAAGAAACGAUGAGCAAUUGCAGGCAUUGGAAGCGGAACGACAAAAACUCAUGCACAAGAGAAAGGAUCCCAAAUACGAUUUACUGGUUGCCAACAAAGAAUUGGACGUGAAUGAAUACAAAUCUGGCAUAGAAUUACCUGAUCUCAACGAUGGCAAGAAUCUCAAGCGGUUACGGGAUUGGGAUGGUGAUGUCAAUUCGAUGCCCUUGAUCAAGACACGACUUUAUCGACAAUCCGACAAUCCAAAAUACAAGGAACCCAAAGAGAGCAAUGCAAUGGAUGUGGAGAGCAAGACCAACAAAGCUACUAGCAAUAAGAAGAGUCUGGAUAGUUCAAUGGACAUGGAUACCAAUUAA